AUGAGGCGCCAGGUCCAUGCAUAUUACGAAGCUUCGCAAAAUGCACUUGUCAUACCGACAGCCAUUAAAUCACGUCUAAUAUUCUUCAACGAGGGUCCACCGGCUCUAAAUUAUGGCGUCCUUGGAACGAUACCGCACAAGGCUCGCCAGAAAUUGGAUAACUUGAUCGACUCUGAGAACAGAGACGACCUUGUGGACGUGAAAAUUGCUUACAGGGUCUUCUAUUCACUGCCCUACCACGACCGGAGGCUCAAAAUGGGUGGCCUCAACAUCUCCACAGAACGCCUGUUCUUUAUCGGCCACUGCUUGAAAUGGUGCUCAAAAGAGAGCGACGUAGUACAUCAGCAAGCGCCGUUCCACUUCCGCUGUGUCGUGCCGUUGAUGAACAUGCCGGAGUUCUCGAAUGCGUCCGACUGUGCUGUAGGACAGCCAAUGAGCCCGCAAGAAAAGUGCAAUAUCUGGUCGUAA
Messenger RNA from Rhipicephalus microplus (southern cattle tick), 468 nucleotides. Its product is annotated as endothelin-converting enzyme homolog. Lineage: Eukaryota; Metazoa; Arthropoda; Arachnida; Ixodida; Ixodidae. The record is from RefSeq and is a predicted model, not a curated record.